This is a messenger RNA of Callithrix jacchus (white-tufted-ear marmoset), 6584 nucleotides long. RefSeq names its product maternal embryonic leucine zipper kinase-like. The record is from RefSeq and is a predicted model, not a curated record. Gene Ontology annotation, biological process: protein phosphorylation; intracellular signal transduction. NCBI's taxonomy places the organism in Eukaryota, Metazoa, Chordata, Mammalia, Primates, Cebidae. Gene Ontology annotation, cellular component: cytoplasm. Gene Ontology annotation, molecular function: protein serine/threonine kinase activity; ATP binding.
GCGGCGGUUGCGGUGAGCCGAGAUCGCACCAUUGCACUCCAGCCUGGGUAACAAGAGCGAAACUCCGUCUCAAAAAAAAAAAAGAUUUCCCAGUCUGCAAGGACCCGACGCAACGAGCAGGUGCUGCACACCAACCUCCCGGCGCCUGGUGGGUACAAGCACAAGGUCGCGCAGAAGAAGCAUCUCAAUGGCCAGUGAAGGUCUACCCGUGCCGCUGCUACCCCGGCCACGUAUUCUCCUUGCCUCAGCCUGGUACUGCCCUGGAAGAGAGCUGUUUGACUACAUAAUUUCCCAGGAUCACCUGACAGAAGAGGAGACCAGGGUUGUCUUCCAUCAGAUAGUAUCUGCCAUCACUUAUGUGCACAGCCAGGGCUAUGCUCAAAGGGACCUCAAACCAGAAAAUUUGCUCUUUGAUGAAUAUCAUAAAUUGAAGCUGAUUGACUUUGGUCUCUGUGCAAAGCCCAAGGGUAACAAGGAUUAUCAUAUACAGACACGCUGUGGGAGUCUGGCUUAUGCAGCACCUGAAUUAAUACAAGUGAAGUACAGUAAGCCCUCUGUAUCUGCGAGUUUCACCUCUGUGAGUGCAACAUCUGUGAAUUCAACCAACAAUGGAUCAAAAAUAUUCAAUGAGAAAAAAUGGCACGGUAGGAACAACUCAGGAUUGCAGCUCUCAGUGAAGGCACAGAGGGUGAGUCCUAGCUGCAUUUCCAGAUGGAUCUUUGUUGCCCACAGAAUGGGGAAAUUUCCAGGUGCAGGAGAGUCAUGGGAAGCCAGUGCAGCCCUCUUGGCUUCUGCGGGCCGUUUCAGAUGGAGCCACAGUGCAGCGGCACCCCGCACAAAAUGCGCUGAUCUGGGUGCCCUGUUAAACCGGCAAUCUGAGAUUUGGGAGGGCAGAUGAGCCAGACAAGGAGAUUUCCGGGAAAUGACAUUUGAGCCAGUGCAGUGGGCUCCUGCAAGGGAAAUCACACAGAUUUCGGUGCCCUGCCAGCAGGCGACUAAAACACCUGGGAGAGAGUCAUUCGUUCAACUUAAAAAAAAAUAGGGAGAAAGGGCUCUGAGGCAGGGAGCCAGGUGAUCAGGCUCGGCAUGUCCCACCCCCACAGGGACAAACAAAACGGAGAAUCAGAACGCUCGGGGUUGAGAGUUUCACUGCGGGCACAGAUGAAUGCAGGACAGUGAAGCUCCGUGGGGGAAGGGCAUCUGCCACUACUGACGCAUUCCGCCCCUACUGAGGUACAUGCCCAUUGCUCACGCAGCCUGCCAUUGCCAAGGCAACCCGCCAUAACAGAGAGACUGCCAACAGGGCAGAGCCCAUGACAACAGGGCAGAGCCCACGGGCAACAGGGUGGAGCCCAGGACAGAAGGGCGGAGCCCACAGCAGCAGGGCAAAGCCCACAGCAGCAGGGCGGAGCCCACAACAGCAGGGACUAGAGUGCACCUCAGCAGUUGUACAGCAGAGGGGCUAGACUGUUAAAAGGAAAAACUAAGUAACAGAAAUACUUCAGCAUCAACAAUCUGGGCGUACACUCAGAGACCCAAUCAAAAAGCCAGCAACUACUCAGACGACAGGUGGAUAAAUCCACAAAGAUGGGAAGAAACCAGCGCAAAAAGGAGGAAAACACCCGAAACCCAAAACACCUUGCCUCCUACAAGGGACCAAAACUCCUCACCAGCAAGGGAACAGAGGUGGAUGGAGAAUGAGUGUGAUGAAAUGACGGAAUCAGACUUCAGAAGGUAGAUAAUGAGAAACGUCUGUGAGCUAAAAGAACAUGCUCUAAAUCAAUGCAAAGAAACUAAGAACCUUGAAAAAAGAUUUGAAAAAAGAUUAGAGGAAAUGAUAACAAGAAUGGACAACGUAGAGAGGAAUAUGAAUGAAUUGAAGGAGCUGAAAAACACAACAUGAGAACUUCACAAAGCAUGCACAAGUUUCAACAGCUGAAUUGACCAAGCAGAAGAAAGAAUAUCAGAAGUCGAAGAUCAACUCAAUGAAAUAAAAUGAGAAAGCAAGAUUAGAGAAAAAAGUGCAAAAAGGAAUCAACAAAGUAUCCAACAAAUGUGGAACUAUGUAAAGAGACCUAAUCUAUGUUUGAUAGGUGUACCAGAAUGUGACAAAGAGAAUGAAUCCAAGCUGGAAAAUACUCUUCAGGAUAUUAUCCAGGAAAAUUUCCCCAACCUAGCAUGACAGGCCAAUAUUUCAAGUCCAGGAAAUACAGAGAACACCACAAAGAUAUUCCGCAAGAAGAGCAAUCCCAAGGCACAUAAUCAGCAUAUUCACCAGGGUUGAAAUGAAGGACAAAAUACUAAGGGCAGCCAGAGAAAAAGGUCGGGUCACCCACAAAGGGAAGCCCAUCAGACUCACAGCAGAUCUCUCAGCAGAAACUCUACAAGCCAGAAGAGAGUAGGAGCCAAUAUUCAGCAUCCUUAAAGAACUUUCAACCGACAAUCUCAUAUUCAGCCAAUCUGAGCUUCAUAAGUGAAGGGAAAAUAAAAUCCUUUGCAAACAAGCAAGUACUCAGAGAUUUUGUUACCACCAGGCCUGCUUGACAAGAGCUCCUGAAAGAAGCACAUAGAAAGGAACAACCAGUAUGAACCAUUCUAAAAACAUACCGAACGCUAAAGAGCAUCAACAAAAAGAAGAAUCUGCAUUAAAUAACGGGCAAAACAGCCAGCUAGCAUCAAAAUGGCAGUAUCAAAUUCACACAUAACAAUAUUAACCCUAAAUGUAAACAGGCUAAAUGCACCAAUCAAAAGCCACACACUGGCAAAUUGGAUAAAAAAACAAAACCCAUUGGUGUGCUGUAUCCAGGAAACCCAUCUCACAUGUAAGGAUACAGAAAGGCUCAAAAUAAAGGGAUAAAGAAAGAUUUACCAAGCAACUGGAGAGGAAAAAAAAAAGCAGGAGUUGCAAUUCUCAUCUCUGAUAAAAUAGACUUUAAAGCAACAAAGAUCAGAAGAGACAAAGAAGGCCAUUACAUAAUGGUAAAAAGAUCGAUACAAUAAGAAGAGCUAACGAUCCUAAACAUAUAUGGACACAAUACAGGAGCACCCAGAUACAGAAGGCAAGUUCUUAAUGACUUACAAAGAGACUUAGACUCCCACACAAUAAUAGUGGGAGACUUUAACACCCCACUGUCAAUAUUAGAUCAACCAGACAGAAAAUUAACAAGGAUCUCAAGGGCUUGAACUCAGACCUGGAACAAGCAAACCUGAUACACAUUUACAGAACUCUCCACCCCAAAACCACAUAAUAUACAUUCUUCUCAGCACCACAUCACACCUACUCAAAAAUUGACCACAUAAUUGGAAGUAAAGCACUGCUCAGCAAAUGCAAAACAACUGAAAUCAUAACAAACAGUCUCUCAGACCAUAGGGCAAUCAAGUUAGAACUCAGAUUUCAGAAACUAAUUUAAACCACACAGCGUCAUGGAAACUGAACAACUGGCUCUUGAAUGUUGAUUGGAUAAACAAGGAAAUGAAGGCAGAAAUAAAGAAGUUCUUUGAAACCAACGAGAAUGAAGACACAACAUACCAGAACCUCUGGGACACAUUUAAAGCAGUCUCUAGAGGAAAAUAUAUAGCAAUAAGGGCCCACAUGAGAAGAGUGGAGAGAUCUAAAAUUGACACCUUAUCGUCAAAAUUAAAAGAGCUAGAGGAGCAAGAUAAAAAAAACUCAAAACCUAGUAGAAGACAAGAAAUAACUAAGAUCAGAGCUGAACUGAAGGAGAUAGAGACACGAAAAACCCUUCAAAAAAUCAAUAAAUCCAAGAGCUGGUUUUUUGAAAAGAUCAACAAAAUAGACAGACCACUAGCCAGAUUGAUUAAAAAGAAAAGAGAGAACAACCAAAUAGAUGCAAUAAAAAACGAUAAAGGGAAAAUCACCACAGAUUCCACAGAAAUUCAAACCAUCAUUAGAGAAUAAUAACAACUCUAUGCACAUAAACUAGUAAACCUGGAAGAAAUGGAUAAAUUCCUGGACACCUGUGUCCUCCCGAGUCUAAAUCAGGAGAAAGCCGAAACUAUGAAUAGACCAAUAACAAGGUCUGAAGUCGAGGCAGCAGUUAAGAGCCUACCACACAAAUAAAGCCCAGGUCCAGAUGGGUUCACAGCCGAAUUCUACCAGACACACAAAGACGAGCUGGUACCAUUCCUUCUGAAACUAUUCCAAAUAAUCCAAAAAGAGGGAAUCCUUCCCAAAUCAUUGUAUGAGACCAACAUCAUUCUGAUUCCAAAACCCGGCAGAGACUCAACAAGAAAAGAAAAAUUCAGGCCAAUAUUCUUGAUGAACAUAGAUGCAAAAAUCUUCUAUAAAAUACUGGCAAACUGGCUGCAACAGCACAUCAAAAAACUUAUCCAUCAUGAUCAAGUAGGAAUCAUCCUGGGGAUGCAAGGCUGGUUCAACAUACACAAGUCUAUAAACGUAAUUCACCACAUAAACAGAACCAAAAACAAAAACCACAUGAUUAUCUCAGUUGACGCAGAGAAGGCAUUUGACAAAAUUCAACAGCCCUUUAUGCUAAAAACCCUCAAUAAACUCGGUAUUGAUGGAAUGUAUCUCAAAGUAAUAAAAGCUAUUUAUGACAAAUCAACAGCCAAUAUCAUACUGAAUGGGCAAAAACUGGAAGCAUUCCCUUUGAAAUCCGGCACUGGACAAGGAUACCCUCUUUCACCACUCCUAUUCAAUAUAGUACUGGAAGUUCUAGCCCUCUUUCACCACUCCUAUUCAAUAUAGUACUGGAAGUUCUAGCCAUAGCAAUCAGGCAAGAAAAAUAAAUAGAGGGUAUUCAAAUAGGAAAGGUGGAAGCCAAAUUGUUUCUAUUUGCAGACGACAUGGUAGUAUACCUAGAAGACCCCAUCGCCUCAGCCCAAAAACUACUGAAACUAAUAAGCAACUUCAGCAAAGUCUCAGGAUAUAAAAUCAAUGUGCAAAAAUUACAAGCCUUCCUCUACACUAAUAACAGUCUUAAAGAGAGCCAAAUCAAGAACGAACUGCCAUUCACAAUUGCUACAAAAGCAAUAAAAUACCUUGGAAUACAACUCACAAGGAACGUAAGAGACCUCUUCAAGGAAAACUACAAACCACUGCUCAAUGAAAUCAGAGAGGACACGAACAGAUGGAGAAACAUCCCAUGUUCAUGGUUAGGAAGAAUUAAUAUCAUGAAAAUGGCUAUACUGCCCAAAGUAAUUUACAGAAUCAAUGCUAUCCCCAUCAAGCUACCAUUGACUUUCUUUACAGAAUUGGAAAAAACCACCAUGAACUUCAUAUGGAACCAAAAGAGAGCCUGCAUAGCCAAGUCAAUUCUAAGCAAAAAGAACACAGGGGGGGCAUCACACUACCGGAUCUCAAACUAUACUACAAGGCUACAGUAAUCAAAACAGCAUGGUACUGGUACCAAAACAGAGAUAUAGACCAAUGGAACAAAACAGGCAUCAGAGGCAACACAACAUACCUACAACCAUACAAUCUUUGAUAAACCUGACAAAAACAAGCAAUGGGGAAAGGAUUCCCUGUUUAACAAAUGGUGUUGGGAAAACUGGCUAGGCACGUGCAGAAAGCAGAAACUGGACCUCUUCCUGACCCCUUCCUGACACCUUACACUAAAAUUAACUCCAGAUGGAUUAAAGACUUAAACAUAAGACCUGGCACCAAAAAAACCCUAUAAGAAAGUCUAGGCAAAACCAUCCAGGACAUAGGAGUAGUCAAGGACUUCAUGAACAAAACACCAAAAGCAUUGGCAACAAAAGCCAAAAUAGACAAAUGGGACCUAAUGAAAUUCCACAGCUUCUGCACGGCAAAAGAAACAGUCACUAGAGUGAAUCGGCAAGCAACAGAAUGGGAUAAAAUUGUUGCAGUUUACCCAUCUGACAAAGGGCUGAUAUCCAGAAUUUACAAAGAACUCAAACAGAUUUACAGGAAAAAAACAAGCCCAUUCAAAAUUGGGCAAAGGAUAUGAAAAGACACUUUAUGAAAGAAGACAUAUAUGAGGCCAACAAUCAUAUGAAAAAAUGUUCAUCGUCACUGGUCAUCAGAGAGAUGCAAAUCAAAACCACAUUGAGAUACCAUCUCACGCCAGUUAGAAUGGCGAUCAUUACCAAAUCUGGAGACAACAGAUGCUGGAGAGGAUGUGGAGAAAAAGGAACACUUUUACACUGUUGGUGUGAGUGUAAAUUAGUUCAACCAUUGUGGAAGACAGUGUGUCUUCCUCAAGGCCUUAGAAAUAGAAACUCCGCUGGGUAUAUAUCCAAAGGAAUAUAAAUCGUUCUACUAUAAGGACACAUGCACACAAAUGUUCAUUGCAGCACUAUUUACAAUAGCAAAGACCUGGAAUCAACCCAAAUGCCCAUUGAUGAUAGACUGGAUUGGAAAAAUGUGGCACAUAUACACCAUGGAAUAUUAUGCAGCAAUCAGAAAUGAUGAGUUUGUGUCAUUUGUAGGGACAUGGAUGAAUCUGGAGAACAUCAUUCUCAGCAAACUGACACAAGAACAGAAAAUGAAACACCGCAUAUUUCACUCAUAGGCGGGUGAUGAAAAAUGAGAACACAUGGGCACAGGGAGGGGAGUACUAAACACUGGGUUUUAUUGGGGG